AUGCCUCUGCCCAUUGGUGUCUACCGUGCCGACCAAGUCGGCUCCCUGCUGCGGCCGAGGGACAUCCUGGCGACCCGUGAAAAGGUGGCCAGCGGCGAGCUCUCUCAGGAUGACCUGAAGAAGCUGGAGGACAAGCACAUUGCCGACGUGGUGCGCAAGCAGAUCGAUGCCGGUCUCCGCGCCGUGACGGACGGCGAGUUCAGACGCGAGUGGUUCCACAUUGACUACCUGGUCAACCUCGGCGGUGUCGAGAAGCGCGGCGCUCUCCAGUCCACCAAUGUCUCCAAGGGUGGCACCAUGCCGCCGCGCCUGGUCGUCGUCGACAAGAUCUCGCACCCCAAGCCCAUCCAGGUCGACGACUUCAACUACCUCGAGUCGCAGAUUGCCGCGGCCGGCGCCAGCGGCAAGGUCACCACCAAGGUCGCCAUCCCCUCGCCCACCAUGAUCCACUUCCGCAACUCGCGCGAGACCAUUUCCGAGGAGGCCUACCCGACCCUCGAGCCCUUCUUCGACGACCUCGCCCGCGUCUACCAGGAGGAGCUCGCCGACCUGUACGCCGCCGGCGUCCGCUUUGUCCAGCUCGACGACACCAACCUGGCCUACCUCUGCGACCCGGGCAUGCGCGCCGAGGCCGAGAAGCGCCACGGCGACGCCAACGUCCUGGCCCGCCAGUACGCCGCCCUCAUCAACAAGGCCAUUGAGAAGCGCCCCGCCGACAUGACCAUUGGCAUCCACCUGUGCCGCGGCAACCACCGCUCGCAGUGGUUCGCCCAGGGCGGCUACGAGCCCGUCGCCGAGGUCCUCUUCAAGGAGCUCAACGUCGACGUCUACUUCCUCGAGUACGACGACGCCCGCUCCGGCGACUUUUCGCCCCUGCGCCACCUGCCCGAGAACAAGAUUGUCGUCCUCGGCGUCAUGACCUCCAAGAAGGCCGCCCUCGACGACAAGGCCGACAUCAUUGGCCGUCUCAAGGAGGCUGCCCAGUUCUGCCCCCGCGGCCUCGACCAGCUCUGCCUCAGCCACCAGUGCGGUUUCUCCAGCACCAUGGAGGGUAACGAGCUCAGCGAGGAGGAGCAGUGGGCCAAGGUUCGUCUCGAGGUCGAGAUUGCCAAGGAGGUUUGGGGAGAUGAUCUCAGCCAGUAG
Messenger RNA from Pestalotiopsis fici W106-1, 1143 nucleotides. RefSeq lists its product as uncharacterized. The coding region runs from base 1 to 1143 and encodes 380 amino acids. The transcript has a single exon. Gene Ontology annotation, molecular function: zinc ion binding; 5-methyltetrahydropteroyltriglutamate-homocysteine S-methyltransferase activity. The record is from RefSeq and is a predicted model, not a curated record. Lineage: Eukaryota; Fungi; Ascomycota; Sordariomycetes; Amphisphaeriales; Sporocadaceae.